AGCCAAUUCACACUACACCAACUGAGAUCACAAAUCCACAAGGCUUGAAACAUGGCAAAAGCUCCAUGCAAGGAUCUUCUUCUUGUGGCCUUUAUUCUGCUUUGCUUUGUAUCCAUUGGAGCAAGAGGAAGGAGCUUGCAAGUGGCAAAAAGCAAUAAUGAAGUAGAGAAGGUAAAGGACCAUCAAGAAAAUUCCUUCACAUCCAAAGGAAAUGGGGUGACCCCAGAUGCUGAUGAACUACUGCGAAUGGACUACAGUGGCCCUCAAAAGAAGCCUCCAAUUCAUAAUUAAACUGGGAAAAAAUUUUGUUAGCCAACUCCAAAACUAGCAAAAAGAGAUGGAUAUUGGAGUAGGGUCUACUCUAUAUGGAGUCUUUCUUUAAAAUGAGAGCAUGUCAAGGCUUUUAAAGAACUGACUGCAACUGUGAAACUUAAUUAUGGCUAGCUAGGUUUUAAAGGUAAUAUUGGCUUGUAAUACCUAAAGUAGUUACAGAAUACAAAGGAACAUUUAUGUUUUUGUUA
Messenger RNA from Manihot esculenta (cassava), 521 nucleotides. Its product is annotated as protein GOLVEN 2. The record is from RefSeq and is a predicted model, not a curated record. The coding region runs from base 52 to 291 and encodes 79 amino acids. Lineage: Eukaryota; Viridiplantae; Streptophyta; Magnoliopsida; Malpighiales; Euphorbiaceae. The transcript has 2 exons.